Andrographis paniculata is the source of this 1965-nucleotide messenger RNA. Its product is annotated as adenine/guanine permease AZG1-like. The record is from RefSeq and is a predicted model, not a curated record. The transcript has 3 exons. Gene Ontology annotation, biological process: transmembrane transport. Lineage: Eukaryota; Viridiplantae; Streptophyta; Magnoliopsida; Lamiales; Acanthaceae. Gene Ontology annotation, molecular function: purine nucleobase transmembrane transporter activity. Gene Ontology annotation, cellular component: plasma membrane. Bases 83 to 1795 code for a protein of 570 amino acids.
UGCUGGAAUUCUGAUUCACACGAAGAGCGGGAAAUUUCAGAUGACAAAAGCUUAAUCUUUAGUCUGCACACAACUCACCAACAUGGAUGUGGAGUCCGGCACCGAGCAUCCGCCGCCGCCGCCGCCGACGGUGGCGGCGGCGGCGAUGGCGGCCGUGGUUUCCUCAAUCAACCGCCUCAACGACUACGUUGCAGAGAGCCGAAUCGGAAAGCGGUUCAAAAUAAAGGAGCGGAAUACCAGCUUCACCACCGAGCUCCGCGCCGGCACGGCGACGUUUCUCACAAUGGCCUACAUCCUCGCCGUCAACGCCUCCAUUCUCACAGACUCCGGCGGAACGUGCUCAGUCGCCGAUUGUAUCCCUCUCUGCUCCGACCAAUCGAUUUCGCCGGCCGAAUGCAUCAAUCACCCCAAUUCGAGACUCCUAAACCCCGACGAAUCGUGCAAAUUCAAUCCAGUAAACCCUGGCUACGCCGCCUGCCUCGAGAGAACGAAGAAGGACCUAAUCGUCGCCACGGCGGCCUCCGCCCUAAUCGGAUGUCUGAUAAUGGGGAUUUUCGCCAACCUCCCCUUAGGAUUAGCUCCGGGGAUGGGCGCCAACGCCUAUUUCACCUACACCGUCGUCGGAUUCCAUGGAUCGGGAAGCAUACCUUACCGGAGUGCUCUGGCCGCGAUUUUCAUCGAAGGAUUAAUCUUCCUAAUAAUCUCAGCCGUCGGACUGCGUGCGAAGCUCGCGAAAAUGGUGCCGAAGCCGGUGAGGAUUUCUUCCUCCGCCGGAAUCGGAUUGUUCCUCGCCUUCAUCGGAUUGCAAGGCGAGCAAGGAAUAGGUCUAAUCGGCUACAGUUCGUCCACAUUGGUGACUCUCGGAGGUUGCCCUAGAUCCGCCCUUGCAGCGGUGGCGCCGGUGGUAACUUCUGCGAACGGCACCGUUUCGCUCCUCCCCGGCGGCGCCGCCUCCGGCGGCAUACUCUGUUUGCACGACAAGAUGCAGAGCCCCACUCUGUGGCUGGGAUUGGUCGGAGUGGUUAUAAUUAGUUACAGCCUGAUGAAAAACGUGAAGGGAGGGAUUAUAUACGGCGUCGUUUUUGUCACAGCUGUUUCGUGGUUCCGCAACACCGCCGUAACCGCCUUUCCAAACACGCCGGCCGGGGACGGCGCGUACCGUUACUUCAAAAAGGUAGUUAGCAUUCAAAAAAUCGAGAGCACCGCGGGCGCGUUGAGGUUCACGCACGUCGGAAGCGGUCGGUUCUGGGAAGCUCUGGUGACGUUCCUCUACGUCGACAUCCUCGACACCACCGGAACUCUAUAUUCAAUGGCGAGAUUCGCCGGUUUCCUCGACUCACAGGGGAAUUUCGAGGGGCAAUACUUUGCCUACAUGUCCGACGCGGCGUCGAUCGUGGUGGCGUCGCUGCUAGGGUCAUCGCCGACGACGGCUUUCAUCGAAUCGUCGACAGGAAUACGAGAAGGAGGCAGGACAGGGCUGACGGCGGUGACGGUGGCGAUGUAUUUCCUGAUGGCGCUGCUGUUCACGCCGCUGCUGGCGUCGAUUCCGGCAUGGGCGGUGGGGCCGGCGCUGAUUCUGGUGGGGGUGCUGAUGAUGAAGGCGGUGGCGGAGGUGGAGUGGGGGGACAUGAGGGAGGCGAUUCCAGCGUUCGCGACGGUGGUUCUUAUGCCGGCGACGUAUUCGAUAGCGAAUGGGCUGAUAGGAGGGAUUGUGGCGUAUAUAGUGUUGCAUGUGUGGGAAUGGUCGCACAAGCUGUGGCAGAAAUUCAAGAAUCGAAGAAAUGCACAAAAGUGAAGAAAAUAAAAUAAAAUGAAUUUUGUUUGUGUUGAUUUGGUGUAUAAUAAAUAAUAUGCUUUUCAUUUUUUUCUUUUAUCCUUGUAAAGAGUGAAGUCGAUAUGUGUUUGUGGAUAUAUACAUUGAUGAUCUCACCGUUGUUGUGUAUGAUUCAAUAUAGUUGUUGCUUA